Molecule: messenger RNA, 5346 nt
Organism: Gadus chalcogrammus (walleye pollock)
Lineage: Eukaryota; Metazoa; Chordata; Actinopteri; Gadiformes; Gadidae
Exons: 4
Coding region: 2838-3713 (291 amino acids)
Source: RefSeq, a predicted model, not a curated record
CAGUUUUUCAAAUGACAAAUACAGUGUGCUACAGUGGCACUUCUUACUCCAGUGGUAUGAUCUUGACUCAUGGUUCCACGGGUGAUCUGCCAGAUUUUGUAGAAUUAACUCAGAUUGCUGUCGUAAGUGGGAGAAUUUGCUUCAUUGUGAAAUGCCUGCAUGCAUGGUAUGUUGAACAUCUUGGAAGUUUCGUGCUUGAAAACUCAAGAAGUCUUAAAGUCAUCGAACCAAAUGAGUUGUCUGACAUCAUCCCACUGGCAGCAUACAUGGUUGCAGGAAAGCGCAUGGUGACCCUGAAGCACUAUGUUCAUACACAAUAGUUAUGCAUUACACGGUAACGUACUCCUCAUUGUGCUUUACCGACAAGACACCAUUCUGUACAUAGGGCAAUGAUUUCACAAAGACAAGAUGGAUUUCUUUAUUAAUGUGACCAUACUUAAAUUACCAAACCAUACUCAAACACCUGGUGUAAAGAACGCAUCACAUGCAUGUAGAAUUGUUAACAUCAGUGAUCGCUGUUUUACAAAUGUUAACAGUAGGUGUUCAUGUAGAUGUACAUAGUUAUGAGUUAGGGGACAAUCAGCAGCUGGCACCCAUUUGAAUGGUUUCCCUAUUCAGCGUCUUUGUUCUCUGGGAUUUCUAUGGCAGCCUGUGGACUAAAAAAAAUACAAAAAUACAAAAAAAAAACUUUGUAAUGUCGAAUUUGCACUUUGCUGUAUACAGUACAUGACAAAAAUUGAAUAUAAAACUUGCCCUCAUGAUAUUGUACUGUUCAAAUAAUGUUGCUGUGUGUUACUGUAACUCACAUUGAAAUGGUUUGGAUUUGUUUACAGAUACUACAGCGUCUCUGGGAGCGAAGCUGAGAGUCAUUCUUCAGGAAUCUGACAUUCGUAGACUCGACCUGCCACUUGGAAUUCCAGCAACUGUAGGCGAGCUGGAGGCAGUUGUAAGAGAGACGUUUGGCAUCACUGGGAACUUUGUUCUACAUUACAAGGACGUUGACUUUGGCGAGGAAUACUUCUCAUUGAAUUCAACUGGGGAACUGAAAGACAGGGACACAAUUACAGUUUUUUCCUAUCGUUUUCGCUCAUGUACCCAUACUAUGGUCACUUUUCCCUAUCACUUAACACAGUUGGCUUUAGAGACACACACCUCUGCAUAUCUGUUAACCUUUGGUGCAAAAUGCACUACAACAACCACACCACAAACAAUGCUGCCAUAACUUAACACAUGUUUCCUCUCAGAACACUAUGACCUAAAAAACACUAACAUCUUGAAGCAUUGCCAAUUGCAUAUAUAAAAUGUUGCUGUUUCCUCCAGUUUGGCAUAGAUUUCCUGUAGUGUUGCAUUGAAAAAAAGAGAAAAAACACAGACAAACAUUUCUUUGGACUACAGUAAUAAAGUUUGUAAUAUUACAGUAUGACAAUCCAAGCCAAGUAUCUGCUGACAGUGUUCAUAUGUCGGUUUACCUCCCACAAAAGAUGUCACAAUUGAGUGUGGUAAAUGUACUGUAAUUGUAAAUACAGUAAAUACUGUAAGUGUUUUAUGAGAAACUGAGAAUAACAAUUUUCAGUUUUUGUAAUGCAAAUUACAUACAGUAAGUACGUAAUAUAUGAUCCAGAAACAAAACAGUUUUUUUUCACUGUGCUUUACUUUUUGGAGAUUUUGUCACAGUGCAAGUGUUACACAAAACAGAAAAUACAUUACAAAGUCAAAAAAUGUGUUCUAACAAAAAAUGCAAUGCACAAAACCUGCACAUACUGUAUAUUACAGUAGCACAACAGUGGCGCAGAAUUGGGCUAAUCCCUCCUAUCCUCCGCAUUUGGCCACCAGGUGUUUUGCAUUGCAAAACUUAUCCUCUGUGUUUUGUACAGAUCAUUGUAUGUAGUGUUGCUUUUACGUUAAAAAAGUAAUUCCAUGCCAAUUCACCAAGAGCUAUGGUGCACAGGGGGAAAAAAAUCUAAAUUACUGUAAAAUAAAAUAAAUAAACUAUAAACUAAAUAUUUUUUCUUAUUCAAACAUGUAACUUCAUUUGUCUGUCCAAAUGCAGCAUCUUUCCAUCUACAGUGAUCUAAAUUACUGUUAGGUUUUGAACAGAAAGUUCACUGUUUUGAACAGAGUAUCUAAACAUUGGUAAUAUAUGCUGUAGUUCCACAGCGUUUUGCCGGUAGUGAACAUUGACUGGGGCAGGUAUCCAUGAAAUUUGGAAGAAGGCGUCAUUGCCAGCAUUUGUAUCUUAGCAUAGGGGCAAGUAACCACAGUUUGGUUCACAUGGUCUACUGGUAUGCUCACUGUGUGAAGUGUUUAGGGAAUGUGAACAUGGUUUAGGUAAAUUGCUUAAAACGAUAGGAAAAAACUGUAAAGUUCAUAUUCUUGAACCGCCCACAGUUACUCUGACCUUCACAGAUUUAGACAGUUCCUUUGGAAGUGCAUCACAGAUCUCCAACCCUUCUUCCUCAGCCCAUACCGAAGUGGGAAGCAGCAGCAGUUGCUCCAUUGCCUCUCAGGAUACCGUCAUUCUGUCUUCACCAGAGCAUGGCCAUCGUUCCCAGCACUGGCCAACUGAAUUCGAAAUCCCAAGGUUUGCUUAUGACACAGAACUUGUCCUUGCUUACGGAAAUGACAAGUACGUCACGGAUGGAACUCCUUUCAGAGUCAACGCAAUCCUAAACGACGUCCUUGAAAAGCUGGCUGAAAGUAUCUAUCACUACGUUGCCUACCCCUCAAUUGACCAGUUCUCUGAUGUUGCUCUGGCAUUGAUUCAGAAGCAACCGUGCCUCAAGGAGCCAGGAUCCUACAAUGAGUGCUAUGGAUGGAUUCAAAGACUGAAAUAUAAAAUGGGGAACUAUAGGACAAAACUAAGAGGUCUGGGAUGCCCUGAGCUUGACGUGAAUUUGACAGCAAACAAACGUCCAAACGAGCGAGCACCUGCUAAAAACAUAAAAAAGCCAAGAAGGGCUGAGAUAAACUAUUUACCUCCUCUCCCAAAAGGGGAAACAAAGGGAAGUUUGGAAAGCGAAAGAGUCGAGCUUCUUACUGAAAUCCAGAAGAGAAACAACAACGUGAUCAUUGCCGAAAAAAUGGCCAAGACUUUCUCCAUUCAAAGAGAUGAAAUUGUUAAUCAGACACCACAAAUCAGCGAAGUUAAAGACAGAUGGCCGGCUCUUUUCGAAGCCACACAGAUUAAUGAAGAAUUUCAAAGACUCACAAUGGUCACCCUGGAGCCGACUUUCAUGGCAAAGCUGGACCAGCACACCCCAAAGAUUCUUUCUUUAAUGGCUUCAAGAGGGGGAGCUGCAAAACCGAAGAUCCAUCUCAUACAGAACAUGCUUCUACAAGAGGAGGCGUCUUCAAUUGAGAAAAAGAGAGAGGCUGCAAUCCGGGGCUUAAUCCUGUACCUUGGAGAAAAGGAUGAUGAUCUCAUUAAAGAUGAAUUGGAUGUUGACGAUGACAGCGCUGAAGUGAUCAAAAUCAUCACCACCAGAUCUGAUCCACCGAGAGCACGAGUGGUCAUUGAGGGAACUUCUGUUCUUGAAGACAUUGAUGUCCCUAGGGCCUGUGCUCUGCUGAUGGGUCUCAUCUAUGCAUUGAACCUGAGCUACCCAAAAAAUCUCAGAAAUACUUUCGAGGUAUUCCAGAAAAUAUUUCUUGAAUUAGACAGCCUGAAAGCCAGCCACAAGGUAAUGUCCUUGAAAUCUAAACUUCUGAUAUAAGGUGGGAUGGAUGCGGUUUUAUUGUGUGUGUUUUGAAUACAGCCAUUGUUAUUUUUUUUUAUUUAUCUUUUUCGUUGUUCAUAUUCUUUCUUCAAAUGUGAAGGCUCUAAUGAGGGCCAGAAUAACACACAUGUUUGUACGGUUGAUUUUUUGACUUUCCAAGUUCCAUUGUGUGCAAUGUUGACUUGUUGAACUGUUGCAGUCAUAUGCAAAUAAAAAACUUUUCAAAUGGUUUAGUCUAUUAUAUUUUAGUAUAGAAAGUUGGAAAACAUGAAAAAGCACUAAGGUAUCAUUUAAAAUGAUAAAAUUAUAUUAAAUCCAUUGAGUUAGUAUUACUCACAACAAUGAUCUAAUCACAGAUUAUACAAAAAAUCUUCUUUGGAAGUUAAGUUUGUUCAGCAUACCUAAGCUUUUAAAAGCCAGCUGAUUUUAGGUAUAGAAUAUUUAACAAUUUAAGUUGGCACUUAGGAAAUAAAGUUUUCUGAACAUGUCUAUGUUUUUAAAAGUCAACUGAUAUUAAGUGCAGCAUACUAAAAAAAUGAAGUUGGUACUUGGGGAAAUUAAGUUUGUUCAACAUGUCUAAGCUUUUUGAAGCCCACUCAAAUUAGGUUUAGCCUACUUAAAAAUUGAGUUGGCAUUGGCAAAAGAAUGAGUUGGUAGUACUUAAUGGAUUGAGUUGGUAGUACUUAAUAAUUGCUUUGUUGGGAAUACUUAAAAAGGGUGAUGCAAAUACUUACCUUAAUUUUUUAAGUUCUGCCAAGGUGUUAUUUUUUAGAGUGUGUGAAGGAUGUUUGGUCAGAUAGUUAUGACGAAGAAUCAUCAAAUUGAUUCUCUGUCUCUCUUACUUAUCUAUUAUUUUGCCCAUGCCCAAUAAAAAUGGUUACUGGUUGAAGCAUUUCAUUUAAAUAUAAAUAUGAUUAAAGAUGGGCAAGAAUCCAUGUGUUUGUGUCUAGGGGUGAAGACAUGGUGAAGUUUGGAGACUAUUUACUUGUGUGACUUAUUCAUUUAUUUUGUCUGUUUAAGGAUGUUGACGAUGACAGCGCUGAAGUGAUCAAAAUCAUCACCACCAGAUCUGAUCCACCGAGAGCACGAGUGGUCAUUGAGGGAACUUCUGUUCUUGAAGACAUUGAUGUCCCUAGGGCCUGUGCUCUGCUGAUGGGUCUCAUCUAUGCAUUGAACCUGAGCUACCCAAAAAAUCUCAGAAAUACUUUCGAGGUAUUCCAGAAAAUAUUUCUUGAAUUAGACAGCCUGAAAGCCAGCCACAAGGUAAUGUCCUUGAAAUCUAAACUUCUGAUAUAAGGUGGGAUGGAUGCGGUUUUAUUGUGUGUGUUUUGAAUACAGCCAUUGUUAUUUUUUUUUAUUUAUCUUUUUCGUUGUUCAUAUUCUUUCUUCAAAUGUGAAGGCUCUAAUGAGGGCCAGAAUAACACACAUGUUUGUACGGUUGAUUUUUUGACUUUCCAAGUUCCAUUGUGUGCAAUGUUGACUUGUUGAACUGUUGCAGUCAUAUGCAAAUAAAAAACUUUUCAAAUGGUUUAGUCUAUUAUAUUUUAGUAUAGAAAGUUGGAAAACAUGAAAAAGCACUAAGGUAUCAUUUAAAAUGAUAAAAUUAUAUUAAAUCCAUUGAGUUAGUAUU